CCAUGGUUGUCGUUGCCGCAAUGGAAUUGGAGGUUCCGUCUGUCAGUUAUCAGACAUGGCCAUAACGGCUGAUCACAUCCGGGAUAAACUUAUCAAGGAGCUCGCAGCAGUGCACGUGGAUGUGGAGGAUACAUCACCUGGCAGAUGUGCUGCCAGUUUCAAAGUCCUGGUGGUGUCAUCCCAGUUUGAGGGGAAACCAUUGUUACAGAGACACAGGAUGGUGAAUACGUGCCUAGCUGAGGAGCUGAGAGAGAUCCACGCUUUCGAACAGAAGACUCUCACACCAGAGCAGUGGGAGAAACAGAAGUCCCAGUGACACAUUCACACCAUGUUACACACAAUGUAUCAUCCGCACAUCAGUUUAUAAUUUCUACUAUAAAACAGCCCUUGUACUUCUCUUAUAUCAAGAAGGCAGACAAGCACUGUCUUUCAUUUCCUGUGAAUCAGUAAAAUGCAUUGAAAUCCAAUGGAAUGUUCUGCUGACAAUAAAACACUUAUGCUGUA
Messenger RNA from Xiphias gladius (swordfish), 504 nucleotides. RefSeq lists its product as uncharacterized. The record is from RefSeq and is a predicted model, not a curated record. NCBI's taxonomy places the organism in Eukaryota, Metazoa, Chordata, Actinopteri, Istiophoriformes, Xiphiidae. The coding region runs from base 56 to 316 and encodes 86 amino acids. Gene Ontology annotation, molecular function: 2 iron, 2 sulfur cluster binding. Gene Ontology annotation, cellular component: cytosol; nucleus. Gene Ontology annotation, biological process: intracellular iron ion homeostasis. The transcript has 4 exons.